AAAGAAGAUCAGUUCUAGAAUUUUCUAGGUGAUUGUAGUAGUAAUAAUAAUAUUGAAAAUGGCUUCCCAGGUGCAUCAGAACUACCACAAGGACUGUGAGGGUGCUGUUAACAAGCAGAUCAACCUGGAGCUCUAUUCCUCCUAUGUUUAUCUCUCCAAGUCCUUUUACUUUGACCGGGAUAAUGUUGCCCUGCGUCACUUUGCUGAGUUCUUCAAGGAGCAGUCACAUGAGGAACAGGAACGCGCUGAGAAACUGAUCAAAUUCCAGAAUAAACGUGGAGGCCGGAUCAUCCUGGAGGACAUCAAGAAACCAGAGCAGAAUGAUUGGAGUAAUGGUCUGGAGGCAAUGCAGAGAGCUCUGCAGAUGGAGAAGAAUGUGAACCAGAGCCUGCUGGAUCUGCACAAGCUGUCCUCUAGGAACACUGACCCUCAUCUUUGUGACUUCCUGGAGACUCACUACUUGGAUGAGCAAGUGAAGAUGAUCAAGAAGCUUGGAGAUCACAUCACCAACCUGAAGAGACUGGGAGCCCCUGAGAGAGGCAUGGGAGAGUACCUGUUUGACAAGCUCACCCUGGGGGAGUGAAUGAACUGACCAUAGGAGCAAGCUGCUUGUGUUUACUAUUCAAUUUGCAUAAUUGAGACCUUUGACCCAGUAACUUGUAAUGUGGCACGAAGAACUAACUAUAAAUAAAUUGUUCAACAUUAA
Carcharodon carcharias (great white shark) is the source of this 706-nucleotide messenger RNA. Its product is annotated as ferritin heavy chain-like. The record is from RefSeq and is a predicted model, not a curated record. Gene Ontology annotation, molecular function: ferrous iron binding; ferric iron binding. Gene Ontology annotation, biological process: iron ion transport; intracellular iron ion homeostasis. Gene Ontology annotation, cellular component: cytoplasm. The transcript has 4 exons. Bases 59 to 583 code for a protein of 174 amino acids. Lineage: Eukaryota; Metazoa; Chordata; Chondrichthyes; Lamniformes; Lamnidae.